AUGACAAUGUUACAGCAGUGGCCCCUUUCCGUUUCGGAAUCGGCCUUUAUCGCCGUCAUCAUAGUAAGCAGUCUUUCUGUCCAUCUCUUCCAUCGAACAUGUGCAUCUAACACGCAACAGCUUGGUCUUUACUAUGUUAUAGAAAAUACUCUUCUCAGCCCGCUGCGCUUCCCGGGACCUCUGUCAGCCAAGCUGUCCUCCUUCUGGAUCGUGCUGCAGUGUCGCCGCGCUCGUCGAACGGAGGCAGUGUUGGACCUACACCGAAAGCACGGCGACUUUGUUCGCAUUGCCCCGAAUCAUGUGUCCAUUGCCGACCCGAGGGCACUGCGUGAUAUCUACGGCCACAACACCGGUUUCACCAAGGGUCCCUUUUACGAGGCCUUCCACCAGGUUGACCCAGUCCUCUUCAACAUGCGUGGUCUCGAGGCACACCAAAAACGACGAAAGCUGAUUAACCCGGCCUUUUCACCGGCAAACUUGAGGGCUUUUGAGCCAGAAUCGACUUUAGCUUAUACGGUUAGUCUUGUUGAUUUACUGUAUUUAUUCGAUUGUGCAACUCUAAUUGGACAAGCAAACUUUCUUGCCUUUGACGUCAUUGGCGACUACGCCUUUGGCCGUACGUUUGGCUUCUUAGACCGCGGAUACGACCACUUGAAUUUGAUCGAAUCCAUCGAUUUGCGCGGCGAGGUAGUCAACGCGCUCGGCCACCUGCCACCGUGGUGCCAGCCGCUGAUGAAGUACAAUGUCUUUGACGGCUUCUGGUACCGCGGCACCAAAGCGCUGGCUCAUCUGGCCUCAAUCGGCCGCGAGGCCUACUUUAUGCGCAAGGCCGCCGUGUAUGAGCAGCGCAAAGAUCUGCUCAGCUUCCUGCUGAACUCCAAGACGGUCCAGAUGACCGGCGUGCUGUCAGAAAGAACGAUCAUUGCAGAGUCUAUCAGUUUCAUUGUCGGUGGCAGCGAUACAACCAGCAGCAGCAUGACGCAUUUUGUCGACUUUGUGUCGCGCGAUCCCCGCCUGCAGCACCGCCUGCAGGAGGAGCUUGAUGCAGCCUUCCCGGCGGCCGAGGCCGACGCCAACGAGGAUUGGGUUGCCGACUUUGGUGUUGCCGAAAAGCUACCUGUCCUUAUGGCUACGAUCCGAGAGACGAUGCGGCUGCGGCCAACAAGCGCAACAGGUUUGGAACGGAUCACACCAGCGGGUGGACGGACCAUAGCCAACGUGGUCAUUCCUGCCGGAACACUUGUCAGCGUGCCUACCAGAAGCAUCAUGCAAGAUGCUCGCAUAUUCAAGGACCCGGCCGAGUUCAAUGUAGACCGCUGGCUGCAAGCAGACUCCGCGCAGCUGCUGGAGUAUUUUAACCCCUUUUCGCUUGGGCCUCGUUCGUGCAUUGGCAGAAACUUCGCUUGGAUGGAGGUCAUCAAGACACUGGCCACACUUUUUCGUGUCUUUGAGUUUAUCAGAACACGUAGCGGGCUUACCGAGCUACGCGAGGGCUUCUUUGUAAAGGCAAAAGAGUGCACAGUGCGCAUUUCGCGACGGGCAGCCACGACGGCUGAAUGA
Grosmannia clavigera kw1407 is the source of this 1560-nucleotide messenger RNA. Its product is annotated as FAD linked oxidase domain containing protein. Lineage: Eukaryota; Fungi; Ascomycota; Sordariomycetes; Ophiostomatales; Ophiostomataceae. The record is from RefSeq and is a predicted model, not a curated record. The transcript is spliced from 5 exons. Gene Ontology annotation, molecular function: monooxygenase activity; heme binding; oxidoreductase activity, acting on paired donors, with incorporation or reduction of molecular oxygen. Bases 1 to 1560 code for a protein of 519 amino acids.